Molecule: messenger RNA, 5486 nt
Organism: Oryzias latipes (Japanese medaka)
Lineage: Eukaryota; Metazoa; Chordata; Actinopteri; Beloniformes; Adrianichthyidae
Gene: gpr78b
Product: G protein-coupled receptor 78b
Biological process (GO): adenylate cyclase-activating G protein-coupled receptor signaling pathway
Cellular component (GO): membrane
Molecular function (GO): G protein-coupled receptor activity
Source: RefSeq, a predicted model, not a curated record
AUUCUGUGUAAAAUUGACUCUACAGAGAAGUGUCAGGCAAGCCAUUAAUCAUAAAAAAACAAACAAAAAAACAAAGUACUUUACUUUGGACCUGUGGUGGACUGGUAAACUGCCCAGGGUGUUCCCCACCUGAUCAAAUAUGAUCGUUUACUGUCAUUUAUACAAAACAAUGCAACGGGCAUCACAUUUCUUUUAUUCAAAUGUUGUUGUUUUUUGAAUGAGCAUCACUAGUAGACUUUAAAAAUAAAACUCAAUUUGACAUUAAGUGGUGAAAAGUAUUAUUUUUCUUCUUCUUGAAGAAUCAGAUUUGUUAACCAUCAGGAAGAUUUUUUUAAAAAGUUAAUUUUGCAUGUUUUUUGUUCAAUCAUUUUAUCAUUAAAUAUGACACCCUCUCAAUUUACAUGCGAAUGUGAAUAAUUUAGUGCAGAAAAGGGAUCUAUUUACCUCUCUGGGAUGUGUGCGCGCGCGUAACCGUGCACCCGCUAUAUCAUUUGGUCUGCAACUAUGUUCGCGCUGUUUUUUUUUGUUUGUUUUUUUGAGAAUCCGUGGAUAGCACAAAAGGUUUACAAACUUUUAUUUUUGAGCGUUUUAUGGAUUUUAUUUAUAACUGUUUAUUAAUAUUCCAGAAAAAGGUUUAUUUUGAAAAAUAGCUUGUUUCCAUCACCAGUUCUUCGCGUGUUAUUUAGGUCAUUGACUUCCGUUGGUACAAGCUGUGUUCAGCUCUGGUUUCUCCAUUAGAUCUACAUCUGCCUCCUAAGCGGUCCGCCUGCCCGCGCGCGCGCUGGCAUCUCCUGCGCCACGCGUGCACGCCUCUUCCUUACUUCUUAAUGCUCCGCGUGCGCUCGACGGCUGUUAACUGGAAAACAAUUAUCGAGUUCCAGCAGGAAAGAUGCUCUCGGUGGGUUUUCGUUUCAGCACGCUGGACAGCGCUUGGGGAAGUUGGCGCGCACUGCUGCGCCAGGACGCACGGGGAUUCUACUGAAUUUUCUUGGUGGGAUCUGCUGGAGACACGGGGGACGCGUGAUCAUGGUUCAUCUGAGGUGUUUAUCAGUAAAGAGAGGCGCGUGUGACCCCAAAGUCCCGGUGUGAGACAUGGACUUGGCUGAGAGCAUCACCGCUUUGCUGAUUUUCGUGGUCGCCGUCGUCUCCUUGUUGUCCAACUUGUUGGUGCUGCUAUGUUUUGUUCACAGCAGCGAGAUCCGCCGCCAGGUGCCCGGGAUUUUCACCAUGAACCUGUCCUUCUGUAACAUCCUCAUCACCGUUCUAAACAUGCCAGCUACUUUGCUGGGGAUUAUCCGGAACCAGCAGCCCUUCGGGGACUGCGUUUGCCACACAGUCAGCUUCCUGGAGACUUUCCUGACUGCCAACACCAUGCUGAGCAUGGCAGCCCUCAGCAUUGACCGCUGGAUCGCCGUGGUGUUCCCGCUCAGCUACUCCACCAAGAUGCGCUACAAGGACGCGCUGAUCAUGGUGUGCUACUCCUGGCUGCACUCCUUCACCUUCUCCCUGACGGCGCUGCUCUACUCCUGGGUUGACUACAGCCACGUUUACGCGUCGUGCACCUUGCAGUCGAGCGAGGAGGGCAGCGGCAGGAUCAAGUUCACGGUCUUCACCGUCGUUUUCCACGCCACGAGCUUCAUGCUGUCCCUGCUCAUCCUGUGUUUCACCUACUUAAAAGUGCUGAAAGUUGCCAGGUUUCACUGCAAGAGGAUCGACAUCAUCACCAUGCAGACCCUGUUCCUGCUGGUGGACAUUCAUCCAAGCGUGAAACAAAGGUGUUUAGCAGAGCAGAAGAGGAGAAAGCAGAGAGCCACGAAGAAGAUCAGCAUCUUCAUAGGCUCCUUCAUCCUCUGCUUUGCGCCUUAUGUAAUUACAAGGUUGGCCGAGCUUUUCCCGUUCGUGGACGUGAACCGCCACUGGGGAAUCAUCAGUAAGUGCCUCACCUACAGCAAGGCUGCGUCCGACCCCUUUGCCUACUCACUGCUGCGUCAGCAGUACAAGAGAGUCCUGGUGACUGUCGUUAACCGGCUGCUCCGCCGCGACCUGUACCCUUCGUCGGGCCACACGAGUUCUUUAGACACAGAGAACGACUUCUGUCUUCAGAGGGUCAGCUAAUGCCACGCACAGACACAACUGAUACAAACCAGAUUGCAGGCCUGGGAAAAGGUUGGAAGGGUAUGAGAGGAGACAGCAGGGGAAGAAGUGACCAGGGGAGAAAAGAUGGCACAGACAGGGGUCGGAUUGUGGGUGGAGGAUGGAAAAACUAAAGAGAGCAACAAGAAGAAAAGCUGUGGGUGGAGAAGAAAGAAAAGACAGCAAUGAGGGGGUGGACAGAUGGAAACAAGCUGAAGAGAAGAAUAGGUGAGGGAGUGAUAGAGUCGUAAACAAGGUGUCAGGGAAUCAUCAGUGUCAGCAAAACACACAGAUGAAAACAAAUCCAACCUGUCCGUUAGGGUUUGGGGUUGAUCUUCACCUGAUGGACCACACAGCUGGAGCAAGGCUUCCUCAACUCCUCAAGAGACGCUUAAAAAAGGGGUUCUCCGUCAAAAUCUUUUCAUCUGGUAAUUAUUUUGGCAAAGCCACGCUUCCCGGAGACGCCGCAGAAGCUGGCCGGCAACCGUUGAUUCCCACGGAGAGGUGGAGACUCAAAUGCUGCAGAUUCUAGCCAUGUUCUAUACUGACAGUGUUUCUCUGAAGUGUCUUGUCCAUCACUGGAAGUUGAAGCACUUUGUUGACAUUUCUGUAGAGUUUAUAUCAUUAGAGAAGCUAAUACAAGUUUACAGGAACUUCCUGGUGACAGAUUGCAUCGUUGGUCUUGUCAACAAAUUCCAUAAGAAGACAAAAAUCUGCAAACGAAUACUUCAAUGCUUUUAAUGUUGUUGUUGUCUGCUUUGGAAAUGAAAUAGCAAAAACCUGAGAAAAAGUUGGUUUUGCAUCCCUAAUGAAACCAGAAUCCAACCACUUUUGCUCUCAAACUCUCACAUAAGGUGAACUAAGAAAGAGUGUCUUUACUAAAAUUAAGUUGCAGUUGGCUUUUCUGGAAAGUUGACCGACUUCCCAGAGAAAAACUUGCUGUUGCUGCUUUGAAAAUAUCCAUUUUCAAAGCAGCAACAUCCAAGCAUUCUUGUUGUCAACUUGCAAACCUGCUCAGACAGGUUAUUUCUUACCCAAGUAAAGAAAUAAAUAAAUCAAACCAAAACUUCUAAAGCAAAAAAGGCCUAAAUCUUACCAAACAGUGCAUUGUAUACUCACUCUUAACUCAGCUGUAGCAACGCCCGCAUCUGAGCAAACAGAGUACACAACCAAACUUUAUCAAACCUUACAAAAUAAAGAAAUGUCCAAACCUGACCAGACAUAGUAAUUAGCGGUGUAAUGAUUCAUUUUAACAAUCUGAUUCACUUCAUAAUUUGUGGUUGGCAAUACGAUUCAUAGUCGAUUUUGGUUCAUUUUGAACAAUUCGAUUCAUGGACCUAAAAUGGAUCCAGGACAUCUUUUGCCAAAACUUCAGCCAGUGUGACUCAAAGAUAAAAUACCUGGCUACUGAACAGUGCAGGUAAAGUUUUCCCGAUUCCUUGGAUUUCUUCAAGAUCAUCAAGUGUAAAUUAAAUAUGCGUACAAACAAACAAGUUAACAGGAAUGAAUGUCAGUCCUAGUUUUCUAGUUUUAUCAAGUUCAGCCCACUGUUGUUUUUCUACAUCAAAAUAAUCCAAAAGGAACAUUAUUAGAGCAUUCUACCACACUGUAUUCUCACACGUCUUUGCUGGAUUCAUAGUGUUUCCACACACUGGACUGUAAUGAUGGCGUGAUCUGCUGUUAUCACAUGUGAAUGGUGUCCGCUGUGAUGCACUUGGUUGUUUUUUACACUAUAGUAAUGUGUCUCAAUCCAAACAGUAUUUUCCAAUAUCAAUAUUAUUGAUUUAUUUAAUCUGAAAACAAAUAUUAUAAUAGUAUAGAUCGAUUUGAUUAAUAACUUGCCUCAGACAGAUCGAUCUGGUUGGAUCGUAGGAAUAGGAACAAUUCAUCAAUUAAGUUGAUUUUAAUCGUUACACCCUAAAAGCAAAGUGGUGCCUAAACCUAAAUAGAGUAAUGGAUACGCCUAACUGGAGCAUUGUCUACAACGAAACAAACAGAAUAGUGACUCAACCUGACUAAAACAGACUGAUGCCUAAACCUAACCUCAUUCAAACAGACAGAACAAUAACCAAAUAUGACCAGAGUAAUUGUCAGAUCUGACAAAUACGAUUGAUGCUGAAACCUUUACAAAAAUAGCAACGUGGACAAUGACUGUGACUGAUUUAACUUGAACCCGCUAACACCGGAGCUGUAGCUUUCAACUACCUUGACUCUUCAACCAUUUACGCAAUUAACGUAAGUCCAGCGGAUGCUGAAGUGGGGAAAAGCAGCUUCGGGCUAUCACGCAACACUGAACAUUAGUAAUGAGUUGCAAAGCUGAAAAGCUGCUUUACUCCAAGUCAGAAUCAUCUGAUUCACGUUGAUUGUGAUGACUUAUGGUACAUCAAAGAGUUUGUGUUAUUUAGGUGUGGCCGGCGACAUCUCCAGUGUCAAAGGUUAAUUUUCUGGAUGAAACACCUGCUAUGAAAAAACAUAACUCCUAGACUUGGUUAUUUUUUUUUUAAAUUUUAGGAUAUUGACUUGACAGCUUUUGACUCUGGAUCAUGUUUAUUCCUGUUAAUUUAGCAAAUCAUGAGUAUCAGCAUAUGUAGUGCAAAGUUUACACACCACAUAAACAGAAUUGCUGCUCACCUUUCGGCUUAUCUCUUCAAGGGUCGCAACAGGUGGUUUGGCAGAGAUUUUUAGCCAGAGUCUCACCAGGUCCCCAGCCCCUUGUGGCUACAUAGUUACUCAGUAACGUGAAAGUUCUUGCACAUAAAAACACAUCCAUAAAGAAAAAAGCAACUUGUUCGGAUGUGUCUCAAUUAGUAUUUUGUUGCAACUCAACCAAAUCAAUAUGGCUUUGAAGCUUUUCAUGGAUUUUGUUGACAAUAAGACAAUAUUUCUCACCACGGGACUCCUAUAAAGUGUGUAUUUUCAGCUGAAUGUACCUAGAUAGUCACUGGAGAUGCAUUUGUAACAACUGUGCUUCAUUUCGGCAGUUGACUCAAAAGUUUUUUAUGGAUAUUUACACACUGUUACAUAUUUUGCACUGUACAGGAACAACCUUCUUGUUUAGGUGACUGGGCAGCAAUGUGAUGUAGCAGUGGUCUCGAAGUGCUUUAAAUCACACGGUUUUAGUGUUUGUGCCAGAAUUAAACAUGUGACUUAUUUUUGCUUUGUUUCAACUGUUCUGCUAGUUAAAACAGAGCAGCUGCUUUAUCAUGAAAAAGGUGUUUUUUUUGGAUGUACAUCCCUCACAUGUACUUCCUGUGAGGCACUUGCUGUUCUUUGCAAAGUAAUUCGCUAUAAGUGGAAUUUGUGCAAUAAAAGCUGUCAGAUAUGAAGCUAUUAAAGCUUCUAAUGGUUUCUCA